CUUUUUUUCUCUCUGAAUCAGUUUCUUUUAUUAAAAACCCAAACUAAAAGGCAACAAGAAACCCAAAACAGAAACCACAAUGGCGUCUGGCACCCAACAGCACGUUGCGUUCUCCUUCCCGCUGCUCAAGCGCAACGAGAUUCUGGGCAUUUUGAACGACUUGCGCAUCCCAAUCACGGAGGAUGAUUUGCGCGAACCUUCCGCCACAAGCAUGCGCUUCUUGUACGAGAACUUUGUCGAGCUCAUUGUCGGCAUCAACAAGGAGGACCUCGCCCAGCCGCAAUUCGAGGCCGCUGCCAUGCUGGAAUACCCAGAGCUGCACAACGAAUCGCUCUCCGAGUUUGUCUUUAGCUCUGCGCUUCAGCGCCUGAUGCAAAUCUGCGGCAUCAAGGACUUUUCCAUGAACGACGUUCUGAAGCCCGACCAGAAUCGGACUCGCACGAUUCUGAGCGCCCUAAUCAACUUUACAAAGUUCCGCGAGGAGCACUUGGUGCACUACCAAGAUCUUGUUGCCGAGACAGAUCAGCUGCACGAUCGCAUGCAACAGUUGGAGGAGACCACGCAGCAUCUUGCAUCGCAAGUGCGCAUGAUUCGCGCCCAGCGCGAGGACGAGCAACCGGCCGUCGACGAGGUGCACAAGCAGGUCGACGUUCUGGAGGUGGAGAUUAACACGUUGAACAAGCUGCAAGCGCAGCUCCACGGCGAGAGUCGCAAGAUCAAGGACGAGAUUACCGCGCAGGCUGACCAGGCGGCAAACCUCAAGUUUAGCAUUGAAAAUGCUCGCCAAGACUGCGCUCGCCUGCGUAGCCAGAUUGUGCCUGCUCCAGACAAGCUCAAGAAGGAGAUUGUGGACAUGAAUGCCUCGCUUGUCCACGAAAAGGAGCUGCGUGCAAACGCAGAUCGCCGUGCCCGCGACAUGAGUGCCAAGCUCGAGGCGCUCAACAAGGCACAGCUUGACAUGCGCAAGGCCACCGCAUUGCUCGAGGACGUUGGUGCCCAAAUGGGCAAGCACCGUGAAACGUUGCGCGAGAUUGACAACACGCAAGAAGGAAUUCAGGUUCAGCAGCGUCGAGCAGCCGAACUUUCUGCCAAGGAGCAGCACGUGCGAAAGCAGCUUGCACAAAUGCAAGAACGCCACUCUCGCCUGCUUCACCAGCAAGACAUGAAGCGAGAGGCCGCAGGCCAAGCCGUCGAUACAAUGCGCCAAGAGCGCGAGGCUGUCGAAAACGAGCGACAGAACGCCAUGGCUAAAAUGGAAAAGAAUGCCACAUACAUUAAAGAGCUGAACGAGAAGCGAACUCAAGUCUUGCAAGCACAUGCAACUGAAAUCCAGAACAUUCACGUGUUGCACAUGCAGCUUUUCAAUCAGGUCGGCGAGUACCACCAAAAGCUGCUCGACUCGAUUGACGGAUCUGUCGAAUGAGUGAUCAAGCAUGUGAUAGUGGAGAAAUGUAGAGUUGAAAUUGAACGUUGGCUUUGUGUUGGAUGAAUGAAAAGCGAGUCAAUGGUGUUGCGGAUUAUUAGUGUUUGAGCAGAUUAAAGUUUUGCUGUUGUGAGAGUCGAGGUGCUUUUUUUUUUUUUUCAAACAACACACAGCCCAUA
This is a messenger RNA of Capsaspora owczarzaki ATCC 30864, 1602 nucleotides long. RefSeq lists its product as hypothetical. Gene Ontology annotation, molecular function: protein-containing complex binding. NCBI's taxonomy places the organism in Eukaryota, Filasterea, Ministeriida, Capsasporidae. Gene Ontology annotation, biological process: kinetochore organization; attachment of mitotic spindle microtubules to kinetochore; meiotic chromosome segregation. The transcript is spliced from 5 exons. The record is from RefSeq and is a predicted model, not a curated record. Gene Ontology annotation, cellular component: Ndc80 complex; kinetochore. Bases 80 to 1423 code for a protein of 447 amino acids.